ACAUGAAUAUUUGGUAACAUAGCGUGGACUGAGAUUUCAGAGAAGAAACCCAUUGUAGAUUUCAAAGGCCAUCAAAAUUCACCAACCCCAUUUACGUAUUAAACCCUCAACCAACCAACAAAAAAAGAAAAAAAGAAAAAGAAAGAAAGAAACCUUGUCAAUCCUGUGUUCUACAGUUCUACUCUCUCGAUCACACCCAAUUACCCAAAAUAUCGGUCUAACAGUCUGUCAUAGCUAUUUAUAGAUCACAAUACAGAUAUCAGUUUUUUAUGGUCUUGAUCGUAGAAGGGUUUAGGUCAAAACCAAAGCUUUUGAGAAAAAAAUUCAAAGUUCGUUAAGGUUUUGGCUUUCCCUUCUCGACUCUAGGCUGAUUGAUCUCUUUGAAACUAUAUAUUUUCUCCGAUCCUUUUUUUUGCGUUUUUGCAAGAUAUCCAGAAAACCCAGUUGGAUUUUCCUUUGAAAAUUCCAUCUUCCACGCUAUGAUUUGCUCGGCGAAACAAUCUCUCACGGCGACGAUUAAUGGGUCCGAUUUGUUUCUCCGAAAGAGGCUGCCGGCGGCGUCGAUUAGGCGAUCCUCGCUGCUUUUACCGGCUCUGCAUAAACCGGAACGACUGGCCCUAUCGGUUUCGAAGCCUUUGCACGUGUCAUCGGUUGAGAAUCUGAGUUUGAGAGCUCGGAGAGAUUCGAUCAAGUGCGAGGCCUACGAGGCGGCUGACCAAUCGAAGCCGGUGCAGCCGGAGGGGAAGUCGGAGGCGGCGAAGAAGGUGAAGAUCGGCGUGUAUUUCGCGACGUGGUGGGCUCUGAACGUUGUGUUCAACAUAUACAACAAGAAAGUUCUAAAUGCGUUCCCGUACCCGUGGCUGACCUCUACGCUCUCGCUUGCAUGUGGGUCUCUCAUGAUGCUGGUCUCUUGGACUGCGAGGAUCGCCGAGACGCCCAAGACCGAUUUUGACUUCUGGAAGGCUUUGUUUCCGGUUGCCGUGGCGCAUACUAUUGGGCAUGUUGCAGCUACUGUGAGUAUGUCAAAGGUUGCGGUUUCAUUCACCCACAUCAUCAAGAGUGGUGAGCCUGCUUUCAGUGUAUUGGUUUCAAGGUUCCUGUUGGGUGAGAGCUUCCCGGUGCAAGUCUACCUUUCCCUCCUUCCAAUUAUCGGUGGUUGCGCUCUUGCUGCUGUCACUGAGCUCAACUUCAACAUGAUUGGUUUUAUGGGGGCGAUGAUAUCAAACUUGGCAUUUGUCUUCCGGAACAUAUUCUCAAAGAGGGGCAUGAAGGGGAAGUCCGUUAGUGGAAUGAACUAUUAUGCUUGUCUGUCUAUGUUGUCCCUUUUAAUUCUCACACCAUUUGCUAUUGCCGUGGAGGGACCGCAGAUGUGGGCAGCUGGUUGGCAAACAGCUAUCUCAGAAAUUGGACCUAAUUUCAUAUGGUGGGUGGCAGCCCAGAGUGUGUUCUAUCAUCUCUACAACCAGGUGUCAUAUAUGUCCCUGGAUGAGAUCUCUCCCUUGACAUUUAGCAUUGGAAACACCAUGAAACGGAUAUCUGUCAUUGUCUCCUCAAUCAUCAUCUUCCACACGCCAGUUCAGCCCAUCAACGCACUUGGAGCUGCCAUUGCUGUUGCUGGAACCUUCAUAUAUUCCCAGGCAAAGCAGUAAGAAGGCCGGGGUUCUAAAUUUUAGAUUUUGUUAUGUAGAGAGCAUAAAGUGAUGGAAGAGAUCAAGAUCUGGUCCCCCCCAGACUGAGUGGUAGGAGUUGCUUUUCUUUCCGAGUUGAUGACUCCUGGAUUUUUAUUCAGAUGAACGAACCAACCAGUUUGUCUUGGUGUAGAUAAUAAAAUAAUAUUUUCUAGAGAGCAUCACUGUUGUACGGGUUAUCAUAUCAAAGGGGUUGGUUUGGAGAGUUUUCUAAUAAUAAACAAAGGGUAAUAAUGGCUCAGACCCACCCCUGUCUGUUUUGAGAAAAACAUGAAUAUUGAAUUAUAUUUUAAUUUCUAGGUUUUGAUUUCUUUCUUUUUCAUGAUUAAAUAAAAAAAGGAGAUCUCCUCCAAAUUUUGUA
Molecule: messenger RNA, 2049 nt
Organism: Alnus glutinosa
Lineage: Eukaryota; Viridiplantae; Streptophyta; Magnoliopsida; Fagales; Betulaceae
Product: glucose-6-phosphate/phosphate translocator 1, chloroplastic
Exons: 5
Coding region: 480-1649 (389 amino acids)
Biological process (GO): transmembrane transport
Cellular component (GO): membrane; Golgi apparatus
Molecular function (GO): antiporter activity; triose-phosphate transmembrane transporter activity; phosphoglycerate transmembrane transporter activity
Source: RefSeq, a predicted model, not a curated record